UCUUCAUAUUGUUCCGUGGUAUUUCCACAUGCCAAGUGUAACCGGGCAAUCUUGGCACUGCCCAAGUGCAGCAUCUAAUCCUAUUUUGUCUUGCAAGAACUAGAACUUCUUGUUCAACAGACCCUUUCUUCAGUGUACAAGAGUCACAGAGCUUUGCGCAAGCUCUUGAACGUGGCCAAAACAAUGAACUACACACUCCACCGCCUCCUCCUGUCAUCCGUCUCCCUCGCCCUUAUUGCUUUCCAUGUCGCCGCCUCCCUCUCUACUUAUCCUACGAUUCCAGGUGCCGACACCGGCGAGUGCUCGGUCCCUGUUAGCGAAAAUCUAGUUCCAGUACGCCGAGAAGUGUAUGAUAAUGACAGGAUCAUCGACAUCACACACAGGAUCACGUCGGACUUGCCGUCCUAUGAAUCGAUGGGGAGCUUGGGGCAGUUCCUUUGGCUUGCUUUCAGCUUGAAGAAUGGUUCGCUCACCAACAACUCCGAGAUGAAGCUUCCUGCUCACACGGGCACGCACGUGGAUGCUCCCGGGCAUGUGUAUGAUCAUUACUAUGAAGCCGGGUUCGAUGUGGACACGCUAGACUUGGAAGUCCUUAAUGGUCCGGCAUUGUUGGUUGACGUUCCGAGGGAUAAGAAUCUCACAGGUAUAUCCCUCACUGAAAUAAUGGAGUCUCUACAUAUUCCCAAGGGUGUGAGACGGGUGUUGUUUAGAACCCUAAAUACUGACAGACGGCUUAUGUACAAAAAAGAGUUUGACACAAGCUAUGUGGGAUUCAUGAAAGAUGGAGCAAAAUGGUUGGUAGAGAACACAGAUAUUAAACUUGUUGGAAUUGAUUACCUGUCUGUUGCUGCAUUUGAUGAUUUGAUCCCAUCCCAUCUUGUCUUCCUUGAAAGCCGGGAAAUUAUUCUUGUUGAGGGCUUGAAACUCGAGGAUGUCCCCGCAGGAGUAUAUACUGUCCAUUGUCUGCCUUUGAGAUUGCUUGGUGCAGAAGGAUCACCUAUAAGAUGCAUCCUCAUCAAAUAACUGCUCUGAGAGAGUGGAAGUUAUCCGAAGCGCCAGGUGAGAAAAGGCAUUGCAUGCACGUUCGCCUCAGAAUUCAGAUGUUCUUUGGCGGGACAGAUUUGCAGAGAAUGCAGAAUUUUAGUGGUCAUGUGAAUAUGUUUAACUAUUACUAUAGGAAAACAGAAGCUAUGGUUAUGUCUACAUGAAUAAUGUUAGUCUUCCAAAAUAAGACUCGUCUGGAUUGUUUCCAUGUUUCUUCAUUUCGGUUACGAAAGAGCUGCUGGCUAUUUGAGUUCA
Molecule: messenger RNA, 1299 nt
Organism: Syzygium oleosum
Lineage: Eukaryota; Viridiplantae; Streptophyta; Magnoliopsida; Myrtales; Myrtaceae
Product: cyclase-like protein 2
Exons: 7
Coding region: 184-1023 (279 amino acids)
Molecular function (GO): arylformamidase activity
Source: RefSeq, a predicted model, not a curated record